GUCCGUAAAGCGGGCCAUUGGGCAGGCGAUUGGGAGUUCGGGGCAGCAAGAUGCUCCCUUGCUCAACUCAAAAACAUCGACAACCAUCAGCAUCGUGAGUGCCAAGUAAGUUUUUUUUAAAAUCUAAUUUGUUUUUUUUUGGUUGAUUUUAUUUACCUAUACCUAAUUCAUCAGGCUUAACCUUAGAGACGCAUGCACAGUGGAAUAAAGAAUUUGCAGAAAAUAUUUCACAUUGAAAAAGUUUUUAUUUGGUUUUGGCAAAAUCUUUAAAAUGUUGACUGAAACUUGUUGACCUUUUAAAGAGUUUUAUUCUCACUAACGUCUUGUAUUCUCCUUUGCAAGCUUUAGUUCUAUAAAAAAAAAUCUCAUGUAAGCUAUUCCCCGAAGGUGAUGGAGAUCUUCAACAGGUCAGAUUUUUAUGCUGUGCGUAUGUGUUUGAAGAGGAGAAAGAGAAAAGCAAAGCUUAUACAGUAAGAAUUUAUUAAAUAAAAAGAUUAUCUUGUUCGAAUUAAAGGAAAUAAUAGAAAUGAUAGUUCAGACAAAUGAAAUCAGUUUGAAUAAUUCGAAGAAGAAAAAUUUAUUAGGUAGUCUGAAUUUUUUUUUCUAAAAUCUCUUUGAAGUAUUAUAAGGAAAAUUCUUUCAGUGUAGUACAAAGAAAAUGUAAAAUACGUUCGUGCAUAGGAAUAUUUAAAUGUAUGGUGGUGAGGUCUUAAUAUGUUUGCCAUGCUUUCAAUUUGAUGAUUCAGAGCAAAAGGUGCAAUUGCGCAAUUUAAUUAACAUAUAUUAUUUCAAAUAUAAAGCAAUAUUUCUCCAUUGCGCAAUAAAAGUUAUUUCUUCAAGUAAAACCUGUAGCAUAUUUCAAUAAAUCAUUAAAAUUUUAUUAGGAAAAUUAAUUGUAAUUCAUAAUUUGGGAAUUAUCUGAAGAAAUUGCUUCUAAUCGUUCUAAAAAAUAUCAUUCUAAAAAUCAAUAAUUGAAUGGAAAUUAUUUGAUAGUUUGAGAAAUGAAUUUUUCUUAUUAUUUUUUGCAAAAAUGUUUCACAUUAUAUUUUCUUUAGAUAUUCAUGAAAAUCAUCAUGAAAAGUUUAUAAGCGUAUUUUUUUCUCUUUCUCCUCUUCCAAUAUACAUAAUACAUACAUAAUAUGGAAUUGCUUUAUACAUUUUUCAUGAAUUUGAUUAAAAUUUGAUUUCUAAAACAAAAAAGUCCUCUCUGUGCUUUUCAUUGGAAAAAAAACUGCAUGUGAAAAUUUUAUGUUUUAAAAAUAAACUGCUUUUGAUAUUAAUAAUUUUCUUGCAAGACACAGAAAUGAAAGAAAGAAAAAUCUAUGAAAAGUUGACAAUAUUUAUUUGCAAAAAGAAAAUUGGUAUUCUGUGUCUUUUGGAAGAUUGUUCUUGCUUUUACAAAAUUAAACCUUGUGGUGCUUUCUUGCUUCAUUUGUCGCGUUCUCUUUGCAUGACUUGGGAUCCCAAUGUUGCUUUACCUUAGCAAUUAGCUUUUAGUCACACGGAAAAUUUAUAUAUUUUAAUUUUUCUUUCAAUGUUCACAACACAAACAUUCACACUGAAAGUCCAAAAAUACACAAUUAUAUUGGAGUAUUUUAUUGUUAUUGUUGAUAUAACCAUGGUUACCAUAAGAAUCUUAUCGCAAAAAAUCGGAACAUGGAGAGUGUGAGUUCGAGAAGAAUCGUAAUUCACCACAAUUUCUCAAUAUUUAAUCAGGGGCUCGUACUUUUUUUUUUCCUUUUUAUCGCAUUGGUUUACUAGAGUUGUGUGUUUUGGUAUUUGUGGAGUUUAUAUCGAGCGCACCUCUUACGUUGGUUGGAUAGUGGAACAAAUUGAUGGAGAAUUGUCAACAUUAGGUGCGCUAGAGGUGCAAGAGGAUGGGAGAUUACAUAGAGAAAAUUGAAGCUCGUGAUAAAAUUUAUCUCAAUGUUGGCAUAAUAUUGCGGUCAUGAUAUAGAGCUAUGUAUAGAAAAUUAUACAUAGCGGGAAAAUACAAAGAAAAAAAUGCAUGAAUAAAGCGAUUUAGGGAACGAGGAGUUAUAAACGAUUAACAACCAUUGUUAACAUUAAUUGCAGUUGCAUAAAAUUACGAUUAAAGCUUAACUUUUUAAUUUUAAAAUCUUAAAAAAAUAAUCAUAAAAUAAAUUUAGGUCCUACUUUGCUUUUCGCCACUGUAUGCUUUUAAUAGAAUUUGAAAAAUCGAUAUGGCGGGAACUCAAGUGGCAAAAAAUGAUCUCUUUCGAUAAGAAAACUCACCGUGUUUGUAUAGCUGAUAAGCUUUUGGUGUGAAAUGGUGCCUUUUUUCAGUGUCGCCACCUCAUUUUGUCGUGGAAAUUCUUUGUCCCAUCCCACGAAGAAAAAAAUCUUUGUUUUGUUUUCUCUUGAGCUAAUCUCGUACUUUGAAAUUAUAUAUACGUCGUAAAAGCACGAUAAGUGAGAUUACUAUAAAAAAAAUUGUGGAUUUUUCUCAGUUUAAUCCGGUUUCAUUCCAUUGAUUUUUGAGAGGAAAAUUUAAAGAUAAAGUGAAGAGAGAAAAAUCAAAGUUCAGUUUGCGUGAGAAUUUCAUAUUUAAAUAUGAUUGAAUCUGGAGACCGAGACAAAAGUGGUCGACCAACGAACAACAGGAUGCCAUCCGCUCCGACUCACACUGCCGAAGAGGCACGUCUUCUGGGAGCUAUGCCAGUGGAUCCAAUGGAUGACAUUGAGCUACGUUCCGUCCAGUUGCAAUUCCCCCAUUCACGUGGCUCAAUAGCUGAGUCCUGCGACUUGAGGCGUGUACCGACAGACAAGGGAGACAUCCUCGUUGCCAUCCAGGGUGAUGUCACAAAGCCAGCGGUACUCACUUACCACGAUCUUGGACUCAACUAUUUGUCCAGCUUUGCGGGUUUCUUCAAUUACCCCACAAUGAGGGGACUCCUGGAGAAUUUCUGUGUCUACCACGUAACAGCUCCUGGGCAAGAGGAAGGUGCUCCGACACUUCCUGAGGACUACGUUUAUCCAACCAUGGAUGAAUUGGCGGCACAGUUGUUGUUCGUGCUGUCGCAUUUUGGUCUCAAGUCCGUGAUUGGAUUUGGUGUGGGUGCAGGUGGCAAUAUUCUGGCUCGCUUCGCAAUAGCCAAUCCGGAGAAGGUGGGAGCACUGUGUUUGAUAAAUUGCGUCUCAACGGCCGCUGGGUGGAUUGAAUGGGGCUACCAGACAUUCAAUGCGCGCUUCCUGCGCACCAAGGGUAUGACACAGGGUGUCGUGGACUACCUUAUGUGGCAUCACUUUGGCCGGAAUCUCGAGGAACGCAAUCAUGAUUUGGUGCAAAUGUACAAAAAUCACUUUGAACGCUCCAUCAAUCCAACGAAUCUUGGCAUGUGGAUUCAUGCGUACAUCCAUCGGACUGACCUCAAUAUUGCACGCACUCCAUCUGGUUCCCCACAAAAUAGCACAACGCUUAAAAUGCCGGUCAUCAACAUCACCGGGGCUCUCUCUCCCCAUGUGGACGACACCGUGACUCUCAAUGGACGGCUCGAUCCCACAAAUUCCAGUUGGAUGAAAAUUCAAGAUUGUGCAAUGGUGUUGGAGGAACAACCGGGAAAAUUGGCUGAAGCUUUCAGGCUUUUCCUUCAGGGCGAAGGCUAUGCAUCACCGCUCAUUGCAACACCGGCGCUCCGGUGGCUGCGCAGUCGUACCGGAAGUGGCGCCAGCAACAACAAUAAUCUCUUCAGUGACACCUUUGCCACCCACGCAUGUGGCAAUGGCAAUGCAACGGGCCCAGCAUCGGCUAACGGCAACACCAAGGAGAUCCGCAUUACGGAGAAUCCUUUUGUGUCCUGCUAGAGAUUCGUUCCGGCGUCCAAUAUGCGCAGCCGCAACUGGACGAAGCGCAAAUUUCGCAUUGUGCGCCUUCUCAUUGUACACUAAAUUUGCCAACUUAGAGGGCAAUGGUUUUGCUUUAAGUUUCUCAAUUUCACAAAAAGAAAAAAAAAACAAAUGGCACACACGCUCAAAUUUUCCGUUCAUGAAGAUCUUUGCCAAAGAAGAGAAAAUAUGAAAGAAUGGGAGUAAUAAGGAAAAGGAGUUUAUUUAUCGAUAUAGUAAAGAAAAUUACCGGGGCACAAAUAACUUUAUGAAGCAUGGAAAAUGAUUCAGAAAGUGCAAAACCAGUUGGAUCAGUUAGAAAGAACUGGCAAAGUUUGUUUAAAAAAUUCAUACCAAUUCAAGAAGCAUUCGCGCUGAUGUUUCAUCAAUGUUUUACAGGAAGGUUAUCCUGAAACAUUUUCACGUAGGUAUGUCAUAAUUGGGAUUGGGAAAUCUUUAAGAAUUUGUAAAAAAGAGAAAAAUUGGAAAACCUUUUAAAAAAAUGUUUCAAAAUUACUUUGUUAAAGCUCAUCUAUGAAACAUCAGAGCGCAUGUUUCACAAGUUUUAUAAAUAAAAAAAAAGAACACUAAUAGUGACGUAAUUGAGUUUAUAUGGAGCAACAUCUUAGGAUCAAAGAAGAUUAUUUUUUACUUAAUUUUUUUUAUAAAUUAAAGAUUAUUUUUUAGUAAAUAAAUUAAUUUAAGAUACAAUUUUUAUUGUUGCAGUAAACUAAAAGAAAAUGUGAAACACAAGAAAAGUUUUAUUCUAUUUUUAUAUUUUCAAUUAUUAAUUUAAAAUUGAUUUAAUAAGUCUCAUAGAAUAAAACAAUAAUUUAAAAUUUAUUUAAAACUUCAAACAUAUUUUUGUCAGACAUGUCAGCUCUUUGGCUUAAUCUUCUGAACGGAAAUCCUUUUUCUUAAUAAACAAUAUUUAAAUAAAUAAAAAAAACUUCUGCAACAAACCUUUUUUUCACACUUUGAGCAAUCUGAGCCUAAAAUAAUUUUAGAAAGAAGAAAAAGUUUGAAAAAAUCUAAAAAACAUAUCAGAAAAAAUUAUACAGAAACGUUCAAGGUGAGCACGCAUUGGAGUUCCUAGUGCAAAAUAUUUUUAAAAUAAAAAAAAACGUUCCUUAUGAAUAUUAAGGAAUGAAGAAAAUGCAAAUUAAUGAAGCUGAAGACUCUGAGUUCAUAUCAUUCUUAUUAAAUAGGGUGUGUCAUCGUAAUUUUUUUUGGAUCAUUUUGCAAACAGAGGCGAAGAUGCUGAGACAAAUAUCAAAUUUAAACACAAUUUAUAUAGUGUGACUUAGGUAGACAAUAUAACUGGUGUGGGGUGCCCCAUGGGGGGUUGAAAAUCACCCCCUCAAACAGGGAGGAGAAUGAACAGAGCCAGAUUUGAAAAUAUUUUUGCAAUGCAAAUAAAAUGCGAAUUGUAGAGUGAGAAAUAAAAAUAUUCUAAUGCGGCAUUCAAUGUCAACGUAGUGGUCGAUUAAUUCAACGAUUUAUAUAAUGGCAAAGGGUUCAGCCUGGAUAGAGGUGCAAUAUACAUAACAUAUUAUGGAAAAAAUGCUUCUUUGAGAAAAAAAAACUAAAUGUAGUUCAGCACUGUGCAAAAAAAAGAAGAAUUUUGGAGGUAAAUGGAAAAUUCUACUGCCAGAAUGAUCAUAUUGAACAUGAGUUUGUAUUGCAAAAAUCUUAAAUUUCCCCAAAGAAAAAAAAACUUACUAAAUAUCAUAAGAAUUGUUACACAACACACCAAAAUCCUCGUUUUUCUUUCACAUAAAAAAAGUAAGAAGAAAAAGAAAGGAAAUUAAUAUAAUAAACAAUAAAAUAUUUAGAACGAAAGCAUUGCAAGUGAAAAAAAAGAUAAAUAAAACAUCAAAAAAUCUUAAAUUAAUAAAAAAAAGAACAAUGAAAAUCAUAGUAUUGAAAUGAAGAUCCCGUAGAGCUUUACAUGUUCAGAUAAAUCUAUACAAUAUGAAAAAAAAUUAAUCCUAAGACGUGAUGGAGAUGAAAGAAAUAAGAUAAAAUAAAAUAUAUUAAAAUAAUUAUUAUAAAGAAAAAAUAGAAAAUAUGUAAAUGGCCUCAUGCAUCAUUGAAGCGUUUUAAUGGCAGGACGUAGCGUAUUUACUAGAGAAAAAAAAUCAGAGAUGUAUAAUUAAAUGGUAGAUAAAGAGUAAUCUUGCUAUAGAUAAAUUGAUAAAUAAUUAAAAAAUAAAUUCGUUUUUGCAGCUAAAUGGAAAAUAUUACCUAUUAAUGAAAUCUCUUAGCAUUAUUUAGCAUAAAAAAAUAGCAUUGAGUAGCUUUACGAAUUCAGUAUUCUCCCACAAUUUUAGUCCCUUUUCCUUUUGUUUUUAUUCUUUAAAAGAAAAAAAAUGGAUAAAUCCACAGAUUUUGCACGAUAAUGCAAACCAAUUUUACAACAACAAAAAAAAUGUGAUAAACAGGAGAUGUUGAUUUUUUGAAAAAAGCCAAGAUUUUCUUCACUUUGUGCCUCAUUUCCAUACACAUUGAAUGAAAAAUAAGAAGCUGAGAUUGAUUUUCACUUAAACCUGAAAAAAGGCAAUGGUAAAGACACUCACGAUUUUUGAGAUCAAUUUGUAUAAUUUUAUUUUUGUAAAAGUGAGAUAAAAAAUAUGUAAAACAAUGGACAUCACUGCGCAAUGCAAGCUGCUAAAUAACAACAAAACUUAAAUAUUUUAUGCGAUGAAGAGACAUAAAGAAAAACAUUGUUAAUCAGAAAUUCUUCAGUGGUGUUUUGAUUUUUCCUUCUUCUAACUUAUCCCAAGGAAUUUUGAAAAUGGAUUUUUUCACAACAUUGAAGAGCUACAAAAGAAGGUAAGUUAAAUGAUUUAUUUCGUAAUUAACGAUCAGACACAAAAUUUAAGAAUAUUGCUUUUUAUUUUUAUCAUUUUUUUCUCAUUCUGCGGGGACCUUUGGAGGUCGGAUUUGGGCCACGCUCCCCUAUAUUGCUCUCUGAUCACUUAGAAAGCUCAUUAUUUUAGUUGAGUAUCCCAUCACCAGAGGAAACUUUGGCGCUAUAUGUUUAAAAAGCCACUCAAACAUCCCAUUAAAACAUCACACAGAGUUUUUUUCAAAUUGCAAAAAAAUUAACGACAAUUUCAUCUUACAAUGAGAUAUUAAAUAUUUGUUAAGAUAUUUUCUUAAAAAAUUAAUUCUUAAUGAAAUAAUCAUUUUCAAGGUUUUCCAAUUUUUGAUUCAGUUGAUUUUAAAACGGGUUUAAAGCAAUAAAAUUUCGAUUUCCCAAAUUAAUUAUUAGUUUUCAUUAUAAAUUGGAUAUUAGUUCAGAAAUAACGAUGAUUUUUUUCUUUUGCUAAAGAAGCUAGGCUAUGUUUGAAUGUUACAAAAAAUCAAACGUUAGAAAAACACAGUAAACGUUAAAAAGAGGAAUAUUAGGCAGCAAAGAAAAGGAUAAAUGGUUGAAAAGAAACUUUAAAUGUUAGAACUAUUAUCAAAUAUAAGGAACGAAAUGUCAAACGUUAGAAAAAGAUUGUCAAACGGUAGAAAAGAAAACUAAAAUAAUAUAGAAAACAUGAAAUAUUAGAAAAGAACGUCAAACAGUUGAAAACAACGUUGAUUCUAUUAGAGACUGUUUUAAUAUUUAACAUUUCUUUUCUAACAUUUGACGAUUUUUUUUUAAUUUGUGGGCGUUUGACGUUCUUUCUUGAACGUUAACUGUCAAAGAAAUGUCAAACGUUAGAAUGAAGUUAUGAGUUAAACAUGAUUUUUUGAGCAUUAAAAAUUUCUUUUCUUUACAACUUCUCGUAAAGGAAAUGAAAUCUACUCAUAAGGCUACUUUCAGGCACAAAAUACAUCGAAAAUUUUUACCGUCCGUUCUCUUCUCUGAGUCGUCUGAUGUUUUCUGCAGAAAAAGGGGCCCAACUGCUUUACUGGGUGCUAUGUGCUGAGCACACACUUGUUGUUCCACUAAUGUUAGGCUCCGAUGCUAUGAGACCGGCGCGAUGCUGUCGUCAUUCGGUGUCGAUCUGUGAGCUGCGUGAGUCGCUUUGUGGCCGUUCCGUGUGUUUUUGUUUACACACCAAGUGUAGUCAUUCGUGCAAUUGUUGUGUGUGAAUUAUUUUAUUCGUGCUGCAGUGUGGAAUUUGUCUGCACACCUGACAUCCAGUGAGAAAAGUUGAGAAUUCAAAGUGAAUUUUAUGACCUACAGAACAGCACAAUUUCAUCAUAUUCACGGUGAAAGAUGAAAUAAUGGAUGUUUUUUGCAGUUAGGGCGUAGAGAAAAAAAAAAGAAAAAAAAGCCAAGUUCUACUUUUCCACCAACAAUCUUCUCACAAAACAAUUCGUGAGAGUGUGAGCAAGAAGGAGCGAGAUAUCUUGAGUUUUCUUUAAAAUAAAGAAUUGGAUGAAAGAGGUGCCAGAGUGGUGUUAUUUUUUUUCUACAACAAUUAUAUUGCAAAGAUAUAUGUAUGCGAUAGCUAUAUAUAAUUGUGAAUAAUAAAACACAAGUGUGGCGAUCUUGAAAA
Molecule: messenger RNA, 8348 nt
Organism: Lutzomyia longipalpis
Lineage: Eukaryota; Metazoa; Arthropoda; Insecta; Diptera; Psychodidae
Gene: MESK2
Product: protein NDRG3
Exons: 8
Coding region: 2575-3825 (416 amino acids)
Biological process (GO): signal transduction
Cellular component (GO): cytoplasm
Source: RefSeq, a predicted model, not a curated record